Trematosphaeria pertusa is the source of this 1217-nucleotide messenger RNA. RefSeq lists its product as uncharacterized. NCBI's taxonomy places the organism in Eukaryota, Fungi, Ascomycota, Dothideomycetes, Pleosporales, Trematosphaeriaceae. Gene Ontology annotation, cellular component: cytoplasm; nucleus. Gene Ontology annotation, biological process: protein phosphorylation; mitotic DNA damage checkpoint signaling. Bases 217 to 1113 code for a protein of 298 amino acids. The transcript has a single exon. Gene Ontology annotation, molecular function: ATP binding; protein serine/threonine kinase activity. The record is from RefSeq and is a predicted model, not a curated record.
AUUGGAAAAUCAAACCACAGACUUUACGUUGCCAGCCAUGGAAUAGUCUUGGCUUGUGAAACCACGCGGUAUAUAAAGCAUUCGCAGCUCUGGUCUUCAGUCAUCUAGUCAUCGCAAUAGCCUCAACAACCCCCUCCCCCUCUAGCAACGCUUAAUGAACUUGCUAAACAGUCAGACAUCCGGAACUCGUUCCAGGAGUCUCAUUUCUCGUCCGCAAUGGCAGCUUGUGGCGUACUCCCCCCUGGCGAAACUCCACCUCUCCGUUGCUCUGUAGGAGGUCUGCAGGCGGCAAUCCAGCCAACGACUAGAAACCUCUCGAUAGCAGAUCCCCCAAGUCCACCAAAGAUUCUGUCGAUCAAGGACCUCGAUGACGUCUCUGAGGACCUAGACCUGGACACUGGCAAAAUCCGAUUCACGACCUUCUACAUCGUCGACGAGGAUGCAUUUGCCUUUUUCGGCACCGUCUCCAAGCCCAGCAAGGACAUCACUGUACAAGACAUCAACUCCGCACUGGCGCGUAUCCCAGACGAGCAGAUCUAUCCUUCGAUACCUACAGACUCUACCCUGACAGUUGCUCCGGGUCUGAUCGUGGACGAGGUGGACAAAUUCUACACCAAAAGGCCCAAUUUUGGGAUUUACGAUCGGGUUCAAGACUCAGACUACCUCUCCGAGCUUCUCUAUCGCGAGGCUUGCAUCAUGGAGGCCGUCGCUAAGCACCCUCACCCCAAUAUUGUUGGAUAUCACGGCGUGCGUGUGCGGCGUGGGCGGAUCACCGGCAUUAUUCUGGACAGGCACAAGGAUACCCUUCUGAACCGUAUCCGCGAAGGACGAGCAAUCAACAAGGGUGCUUUCACACAAGCCCUCGCGUCAGCAGUUGCCUACCUGCACUCGAUCGGUCUCGCCCACAACGACAUCAAUCCGGAGAAUGUUAUGGUGAAUGAGCAAGAUAUGCCGAUUCUUAUUGACUUCGGGUCUUGCCAGCCCCCUCGGAAGCGCCUACUUACCUCUGGCACCGUGGGAUGGACAUGGGACACUUUCCUCCACUCUGACCAGAGAAACGAUCUGUUCGCACUGGGCAAAAUUGCGUGCUGGUUGAAGAAUCCCACGUUUUAGGAGACCGAGGCGUACCUGGGUAGGACCGCUGUUCGUCGAGCAGUGAAUGUUUUUCUAAACUCAAAUUGUUACUGUCUUAAUCUAUGAAUCAGAGUGUGCUUCAG